This is a messenger RNA of Letharia columbiana, 1473 nucleotides long. RefSeq lists its product as uncharacterized. Bases 1 to 1473 code for a protein of 490 amino acids. Gene Ontology annotation, molecular function: glutamine synthetase activity. The transcript is spliced from 5 exons. Lineage: Eukaryota; Fungi; Ascomycota; Lecanoromycetes; Lecanorales; Parmeliaceae. The record is from RefSeq and is a predicted model, not a curated record.
AUGGGAGACAGCGGGGGAGGCACCGAGGUCACAUACGAUUCGCUGGAGCAUGUCCUGAGGAAUGACACCAAGGUCAAAGUCGCCGGCAUCGACAUCGAUGGCGUCCUCCGCGGCAAGCUCAUGUCCAAGAAGAAGUUCCUGGGGAUCGCAAAAGAUGGCUUCGGCUUCUGCUCCGUCAUUUUCGGCUGGGACAUGCACGAUCAGACAUACUUCAAGGAAUUGAAGAUCAGCAAUGCCGAAAAUGGGUACCACGACAUCAUUGCCGUGCCGGACUUGAGCAGCUUCAGGAGAAUACCUUGGGAGGAUGAUGUGCCCUUCUUCCUCGUCAGCUUCCUCGAUCCGGACCAUCGAGGUCCAAUCAGUGCCUGUCCGAGAGGUCUGCUCAAGACCGCGGUCGAGAAGUUGGAAAAGCAAGGCCUGGGGGCGAUGGCUGGAGCUGAGUACGAGUUCUUCCAGUUCAGAGCGCCUGUCAACAACGCGAUAGAUCCCAAAGAACGCAACUCGUCAUCUACCGCAAAGUUCCUUCAGGAGAACUCGCACAACGCGCUUCCACCUCUCACAGAAGGCAUGUUUGGCUACAGCCUGACGAGGCCAGUCCAUAAUCAAGAGUACUACUAUGGCAUCUACGACGCUUGCGAGAAAUUCGGGUGCGGGAUUGAAGGCUGGCAUACUGAAAGUGGUCCUGGGGUCUUUGAAGCAGCCCUCGAAUUUGGGGAGGUCAAGCAGAUGGCGGAUAAAGCUGGGCUGUUCAAAUACGUCGUCAAAUCCUUGGGCAGUAAAUUUGGUAUCACCCCCUGCUUCAUGGCCAAACCCCGAGAAGGCCUUCCUGGCAAUUCUGGCCAUAUGCACCUGUCGAUCGUUGACAAUUCAGGCAAGAACAUGUUCUAUCGCGGGUCGAAGGAUCCCCACCCUCCAUAUCAGGACCUUGAAUACCUCUCUGAUAUGGGACGUCACUUCCUAGCUGGUCUAUUAGAUGGAUUACCAGAUGUCAUGCCUAUUGUUGCGCCUACCAUCAACUCUUACAAGCGACUCGUCGAGAACUUCUGGGCCCCUGUGACCGUAUCGUGGGGACUGGAGCAUCGAGCUGCUUCAAUACGACUGAUAGCGCCACCGACCGCAAGUGCAAAGGCUACGAGGUUCGAAGUACGUGUUGCCGGCGCGGACGCCAAUCCCUUCCUCGUGCUGGCAGCCAUUCUCGCCCUCGGUUGGCGCGGCGUGGAGAAGAAGCUGGAGAUCAAAGUGCCGCCUCUGGGCAAGGGGCAGAAUGUUGGAGGUGCAUCAGAUCAAGGGGUGCGCCUUGCAAAAGGAUUGAAGGAGGCUACGGUGCAGAUGAUGAGGCGGGAGAGUGUGGCCAGGGAAGUCUUUGGGGAUGAGUUUGUGGAGCACUUUGGAGGCACGAGAGAACAUGAGAUCAGGCUAUGGGACGAAGCCGUCACUGAUUGGGAAUUCAAAAGAUACAUUGAGACGGUUUGA